Molecule: messenger RNA, 297 nt
Organism: Gilbertella persicaria
Lineage: Eukaryota; Fungi; Mucoromycota; Mucoromycetes; Mucorales; Choanephoraceae
Exons: 3
Coding region: 37-228 (63 amino acids)
Biological process (GO): mitochondrial electron transport, cytochrome c to oxygen
Source: RefSeq, a predicted model, not a curated record
CUUUUUUUUCCCUUUACACCCCACUCUUUCAUAAAAAUGUCUCUUGUCAACAGACCCAACAACGUUCAAGCUUACCAAAAGUUCUUCCAAGCUCCUUCCAACACCCUCUUGUGGCUCCGUGGCCCCAGAGAUAAGCUCUUUGUCUACUCCACUUUCCUCGUUCUCGGUACUGGUCUUGUUGGUUCCCUUGUUGGUGCUGUCAACAUGGCUCGUGGUAAGAAGAAUUAAGAGGAUAAACAAAAAUGAUUGGAUGAUAGAUACACGCACAGCUGCAGCAUUUUUUUAUAUUAUAAUCAU